AUGGUUUUGUGGAACACUGGGUAUAAAACCCCAAAGUGGCUAUGCUACCCUGUAAAACUGUUUGCUACCAGGGUGGUUCAUGGCCAAGCAGUGAUCAGUGUCUUUAUUUACUGUCUUAGAAUUCUACAUAUUUAUGCAGCUAAAGGUAUGAGGGCGUAUACAUUGGCAGCUGCAGAGCGCAUGAAAUUGCUGCGAAGACUUGAUGCCAAGGAACACAGAGGAAAGACUCCUCUGCUGGUGGCCGUCACUGCCAAGCAGCCAGCUAUUGUCUAUGAUUUGAUCCAGACAGGAGCAGAUGUCAAUGCUGUAGACAACAAAGGGCAGUCGGCUUUACAUCUUGCUGCAACGUAUGGGUAUACUGAAGUUCUUCAGGUUAUACUGUCACUAGGUUUCCCUCUUGAUUUAGAAAUGAAGGAUUUUGAAGGCCAUACCCCACUCCACUGUGCUGUUGUGGCCCACAACGCCCUGCUCCGGGAGCAGGGUUGCCAGACAUUGACGGAGGAGCAGCAGAGAGAUCUUCAGCACCAGAGCAAAGAGCUGGAGUCCUGUAUCCACCUCCUGGUGCAGACAGGAGCCUCCAUCUACAGCCGGGAUGUGAAAAGCAACAAGACAGUUCUUCAUUAUACAGUCCAGGAUGGGAACAUCUCCCUGCUCAGAUACUUCUUGGAGCUGAAUGCUUUCAAGUCCAAGGACUUUGUCAACAAUAAGGCACAUGGCAACACAGCUCUGCAUAUGGCAGCUGCAUUGCCUCACGACAAGAACCAGAAAGAAAUCAUCCAGCUGCUCCUUGACCAUGGGGCAGAUCCAAGCAUCCGAAACUUAGACAAUGAUCAGCCCGUCCACAUGGCUCCUUCUGGAAAAGCUGGGGAUCAGGUUAGGCAUUUGCUGAAGAAAGGGAAAGUUGCAUCUGCGUUCAUUUCCUGUCACCAAAAUGCCAGAUCCUAG
Molecule: messenger RNA, 945 nt
Organism: Leptosomus discolor (cuckoo roller)
Lineage: Eukaryota; Metazoa; Chordata; Aves; Leptosomiformes; Leptosomidae
Gene: NFKBID
Product: NFKB inhibitor delta
Biological process (GO): regulation of gene expression
Cellular component (GO): nucleus
Molecular function (GO): protein binding
Source: RefSeq, a predicted model, not a curated record